Pisolithus orientalis is the source of this 964-nucleotide messenger RNA. RefSeq lists its product as uncharacterized. Lineage: Eukaryota; Fungi; Basidiomycota; Agaricomycetes; Boletales; Pisolithaceae. The transcript is spliced from 5 exons. The record is from RefSeq and is a predicted model, not a curated record. Bases 42 to 884 code for a protein of 280 amino acids.
AUACACUUAUCCCAUCUCCGCCUGCAUACCUCCGUUUCAGCAUGUCAGCGAGCAGAGGACACAAAGAUCGCCCCCCGUAUGAAACGGUAGCUCCCCUUGAUCCACUGAGCGGCGAUCGUCCCGUUUCCGUAGACGUAUCCACGAGGGGAACGUUUCGGCCGCCUCCAACGACAUCUUUAUCUUUCCCCCAAAUGGAAUGUAUCACACAAUGUAUUCAGCUCGUUCACUACGCGCAUCGUUUCCCGAGGGUGUCUGGUAAGACACCUACCCGGGACGAUGUUGUGCGCUACACAGCUGCUUGGACUCGCAACUUCGCCAACUGCGUAGACAGGACUCUUGACCACGCGCAGAGAGGAUGUUUUACCCUAAAGGACAUAUUGCAUUCUUCAAACGCACGUUCACUACACGACUUUGGGUCCGGCUUUCCAGAUGUCAUAAGGCCAACUCAACGCGAUUGGAGUGACUCGUACGCAAGUAUGGUAGAUGAAUCUAGACGAUAUCGGGCCGCUCUCACAGUGAGUUCCGGGAGUAACCGAUGGCCGCUGUUCCCCAAAAGAGGAGAUGCGCAAAUGCACUUUGAUUUUUUAUCAGCAGUGGUUGGGACGAUGGAUUCGGUUAUACGGGGCAUGGCCUCUUCAAUGGAUUGGUGGUGGGGUAUCUCCGAGUCAAUGAUGCAAUUUGCAGUUGUGGCUCGUGAACAGGUACCUGGCUAUCACUUCGAUGAUGCUCUCAAGAGACAGAUGGUAUGGGCCAUCCAUGUAUUAGAAUCAUAUCAUAUGCAGCUUCUAAUUCAUUCCACACAGCUACGCAAGACACUUGGCAGCACCCUGCAAGGCGGAGAUCUGCGUGGGGGAUCUAUGAUAGGAAAUUCAAGGCGUCAAUGAUCAUUUCUUAUUGAUUUGUUGUCGAUCGCCCCGUAUGCAUGUCUUGUAUACCCCACCUUCAUAGAUAGCGUUGUAAUCCG